CAAAGGCUGAAGCUGCUCCCUUUGCCACAUUAUAACUAGUAGGGGAUCCUCACCGACCAUGGCCACUGCUGCCUCGAAUCCCUACAGCAUUCUCAGUUCCAGCUCUCUGGUCCAUGCGGACUCUGCGGGCAUGCAGCAGGGGAGUCCUUUCCGAAACCCUCAGAAACUUCUCCAAAGUGAUUACUUGCAGGGAGUUCCUAGCAAUGGGCAUCCCCUUGGGCAUCACUGGGUGACCAGUCUGAGCGACGGAGGCCCAUGGUCCUCCACACUGGCAACCGGUCCCCUGGAACAGCAAGACGUGAAGCCUGGGCGUGAAGACCUACAGUUGGGGGCGAUCAUUCAUCACCGCUCGCCACACGUCGCCCACCACUCUCCGCAUACUAACCACCCGAACGCCUGGGGCACGAGCCCGGCUCCAAAUCCGUCCAUCACGUCGAGCGGCCAACCCCUUAACGUGUAUUCGCAGCCGGGCUUCACAGUGAGCGGCAUGUUGGAGCACGGGGGGCUCACUCCACCGCCGGCCUCUGCCUCCUCACAGAGCUUACACCCAGUGCUCCGGGAACCCCCAGACCAUGGCGACCUAGGCUCGCACCACUGCCAGGACCACUCGGACGAGGAGACACCAACCUCGGAUGAAUUGGAACAGUUCGCCAAACAGUUCAAACAAAGAAGAAUCAAGUUGGGCUUCACGCAGGCUGACGUGGGGUUGGCGCUGGGUACACUGUAUGGCAACGUGUUUUCGCAGACCACCAUCUGCAGGUUCGAGGCCUUACAACUGAGCUUCAAGAACAUGUGCAAGCUGAAGCCGCUGCUGAACAAGUGGCUGGAGGAGGCUGAUUCGUCCACAGGGAGCCCGACCAGCAUUGACAAGAUCGCCGCACAGGGCCGCAAGCGCAAGAAGCGAACCUCUAUUGAGGUGAGUGUCAAGGGCGUUCUGGAAACGCAUUUCCUCAAGUGUCCCAAACCUGCCGCACAGGAGAUUUCCUCGCUGGCAGACAGCCUCCAGUUGGAGAAAGAAGUGGUGCGAGUCUGGUUUUGUAAUCGAAGACAGAAAGAGAAAAGAAUGACUCCACCAGGGGAUCAGCAGCCACAUGAGAUUUAUUCGCACACGGUGAAAACAGACACAUCCUGCCAUGAUCUCUGA
This is a messenger RNA of Phacochoerus africanus (Common warthog), 1144 nucleotides long. It is a transcript of the gene POU3F4, whose product is annotated as POU class 3 homeobox 4. Gene Ontology annotation, molecular function: RNA polymerase II cis-regulatory region sequence-specific DNA binding; DNA-binding transcription factor activity, RNA polymerase II-specific. Bases 59 to 1144 code for a protein of 361 amino acids. Gene Ontology annotation, cellular component: nucleus. The transcript has a single exon. Lineage: Eukaryota; Metazoa; Chordata; Mammalia; Artiodactyla; Suidae. The record is from RefSeq and is a predicted model, not a curated record. Gene Ontology annotation, biological process: brain development; regulation of transcription by RNA polymerase II.